GUUUUGGUGGAAGCACGUAAAGAUUUUGUUGAUGUUCUCUUUAGUUUUCUUAAACUCCAAAUGGGUACAAUCGUAGGAUUGGUCAAGAAACAAUCUCACCAAGCUUCAGUGGGUUGUUUCAGCAACAUUUAUCAAAGUGUUUUAGAUUUGGAGAUUGAUAGCUUUCUCACUAAAGCAUGUAAACAUAUGCUUUUGUAUCCGAGAGGUUUAAACGAUCAUAUAUUCCCAAGGCUGAAGCUAAACAUCAACGAUACCACCGAGGCUUGCAAGUUCUCUAUAUGCACAAAUUGUAAAGAAGGCACUUUGCGCAGUUCGAAUAGACUAAAAUGUACAUGUGGCGAAAUGACGGAGAUGGAACGCGAGGAUGUAGACUACAACGUUGAUGGAUUAUAUUUUUAUGGCCAGCCUUCGUUUAUCAUUACUGAUAAUAUGGUAGUGCAAUAUAACUCUACUCAUGUGUUUCUUAAAGUGAUCAAAGAUCAGGGUUAUGCGGAUGUCGAAAAGUUGAGUGAAUCACUUCUUGUCAUUGGUUCUGAAGAGGUACUCACCUUGUUGGACUGUGUAUUCACGUCUGACACUCCUUUGACGGAUGCUUUCCUUAGGAAACAAAGCUCGCGUUCGCGAAAUAUGAACAAGCUCCAUAAGACACUGACUUCUCCUGCUUUGCAAGAAAAUAGUAAAGCGACAAAAUCAGACCUUUUAACCUUCAAUGUUGUUUAUCGAAAGCAGGACAAGAAGGUUAUAUAUUUUGAGGGCUGUGAAGAUUUUGUGAAUCUUCUUUUUCAAUUCCUUGUUGUUUCUUUGGAGUUUGUGUUGGAAACUUCUGGUGAUAAUGCGGUUCAUGGAUGUAUCGGUAAUCUUUUUAGAAGCUUCAAGGAGUUGAGCUUUGCUAAAAACUCAAAGCUAGUGUCCAAUUCAACACUUCCAUGGUAUUAUUGCUGCAAGAAGAAGCUGCUCGAUAUCAACUACUCUCUGAGUAACCUGUUUUUCGAUCUAUCUAUUUUUACUAAGCCAUGGAUCUUGGAAAAACUGAAACUGAAACGUCCAUGCCAGCAAUGUGCUAAAUCUAAUCAUGUAUAUGCAUGCGAGGGUUUUGUGAAAGGAAACAUGAAGUUUAGAGUAUCAGAUGAUCUGAUCAUAACACCUCUGAGCUCAAGCUCGACCAUUGGCUAUCUAAAGAAGCUUCAGGUGGGUUUAGACGAUGUCGACGUGCAAGAGAUCACUAUCGGCGAAGUAGAGGUUAACAAUGUAUUAAGCACUUCUCUUAUGACAUCAACGGUUUUAACUACUGCUUUAUGGAACUUACUCGUGAAGGAGCCAAAAGAAGAGAGCUGAAUUUAGAGAGUUGAAAAAGAAGUUUGGAAGAUUGGUUUAUUGAUUCCAUUUAAUUGGCAAUUUGGCAUUAUAGUUGGUUCUUUGCCAUAUUUAUGUUGGAUUUGGAGUCUUUGUUUAGAGAAUCUUAAAGAACUAAAUAGACCCUCAAAUCUAAU
Molecule: messenger RNA, 1490 nt
Organism: Arabidopsis arenosa
Lineage: Eukaryota; Viridiplantae; Streptophyta; Magnoliopsida; Brassicales; Brassicaceae
Source: the annotation of a GenBank genome assembly